GAGGAUUGUUUUCCCAAGUAACGGCUGUCCUGCUGGCCCUAUGGAGCCCCUGCUCAUCCUGAUGUUGCUGUGCCUGCCAGUCUGCUCAGCGCAUCCUCUGAAAGGGGCAAUAAGGCAAGACCACACAGGCAUGGAUCCUGCUCAGCAAUAUCUGGAAAAAUACUACAACUUCAAGAAAAAUGUGAAACAAGUUUUCAGAAGAAAACAGGACAUUAGUCCUGUUGUCAAAAAAAUCCAAGAAAUGCAGAAGUUCCUCGGGCUGAAGGUGACGGGGAAGCUAGACUCCGACACUAUGGAUGUAAUGAGUAGGCCCAGGUGUGGGGUUCCUGACGUUGGUGGCUUCAGUACCUUUCCAGGCUCACCAAAGUGGAGGAAAAACCACAUCACCUACAGGAUUGUGAACUACACACCGGAUUUACCAAGAGAGAGUGUGGACUCUGCCAUUGAGAAAGCCUUGAAAGUAUGGGAGGAGGUGACCCCGCUCACGUUCUCCAGGAUCUCUGAAGGAGAGGCUGACAUAAUGAUCUCCUUUGCAGUUGGAGAACACGGAGACUUCUACCCUUUUGAUGGCCCGGGACAGAGUCUGGCUCACGCCUACCCGCCCGGGCCUGGGUUUUAUGGAGAUGUUCACUUCGAUGAUGAUGAGAAAUGGACACUGGGACCCUCAGGGACCGACUUAUUCCUGGUGGCUGCUCAUGAACUUGGCCACUCCCUGGGUCUCUUUCACUCGGACAAGAAAGAAUCCCUGAUGUACCCAGUCUACAAGUUCUCCGCAAGUGCAGCCCGGGUCCAGCUUUCUCAAGAUGAUAUAGAGGGCAUCCAGUCCCUCUACGGACCCCGUCCCUCCUCUGAUAUCACAGUGGUACCUAUGUCCUCUGUCUCUCCAAGACCUGUGACCCCAGCCAAAUGUGAUCCUGCUUUAUCCUUUGAUGCAGUCAGCUCCCUGCGAGGGGAGCUCCUAUUCUUUAAAGACAGGUAUUUUUGGCGCAAAUCCCGCUGGAAUCCCGAGCCAGAAUUUCAUUUGAUUUCAGACUUUUGGCCUUCUCUUCUUUCAAACAUAGACGCUGCCUAUGAAGCUCAAAACAAGGAUAGAGUUUUGAUUUUUAAAGGAAGUCAGUUCUGGGCAGUCCGUGGGAAUGAUGUCCAAGAAGGCUACCCAAAAGGGAUCCACACUCUCGGCUUUCCUUCCACUGUGAAGAAAAUUGAUGCAGCUGUUUUUGACAAGGAGAAAAAGAAGACAUACUUCUUCACAGAGGGCGAAUACUGGAGAUUUGAUGAGACAAGAAAUCUAAUGGAGAAAGGCUUCCCAAGGCUGAUAACAGACGACUUCCCGGGAAUUGAGCCACAAGUUGAUGCUGUGCUGCAGGCGUUUGGGUUUUUUUAUUUCUUCCGUGGAUCGUCUCAAUUUGAGUUUGACCCCAAUGCCAGGACGGUGACACACAUACUGAACAGUAACAGCUGGCUCCUGUGCUGACGAUCGGGAGAAGACACGACCUCUCACCUUGCUGAGCGAGUGCCCGGAUGCCACAGAGUUGUCCCUGCGUGUGCCGUGGCUCAAGAAGAUGAGCCGUGCAGCGUCUCUCUUAGCAAGCCACGGGCCAUCAUCUGAGCAUCUUAUUUGCACAGAAGUGAAAAAUUCUCACUGGAGUUAGUGAAAGGAUUCAUCCCCAAGGGUAUUUUAUUAUUUAAU
This is a messenger RNA of Meriones unguiculatus (Mongolian gerbil), 1690 nucleotides long. Its product is annotated as stromelysin-2. NCBI's taxonomy places the organism in Eukaryota, Metazoa, Chordata, Mammalia, Rodentia, Muridae. Gene Ontology annotation, molecular function: metalloendopeptidase activity; zinc ion binding. The record is from RefSeq and is a predicted model, not a curated record. Gene Ontology annotation, cellular component: extracellular matrix. Gene Ontology annotation, biological process: extracellular matrix organization; proteolysis; collagen catabolic process. The transcript has 10 exons. The coding region runs from base 41 to 1474 and encodes 477 amino acids.